GUGCGGUUCGGCAGCCGCUUUUGCUCUCUCCGGUUUUUUCCCCAGAUUCCCGAUAUUGCCAUUUCCAUUUCGAUUUACGUUUCGAAAACAAUUGUUUUCCAGUGGUAUUUGUUUUUACAAGUGUGUGUGAAGUAUUAUUGUUAUUAUUAUUACUAUUGCUCGGUGAAGACUAUAAAGUCUUGGUAAAAAAAACUUGCGAAGGUCAGCGCCGCGAUCGCCUCUUGUCUCUGCGAGUGUUCGUCUUGUGUGUGUGUUUCGAGUGUGUGUGUCGUAAUCGCCGUGGGAGGUCUUGUUUAGGGGCCUCUGAUCUGGCGGUGAUCGUGUAAAAGGGAAUUUCCAUACGUCGGCUGCUGGUUUCUAGGGCAACAGGAUAUUCAACAGAGAUCUGGAUUUGGUUAAGGCUUAAGAUCUUGAGAGCUUUUUGGGCUAGAGAUCCACUUUCCCCACCAACUAUGACCUGCUCCUGGAGGACGACGGUGUCGGCGGUGCAAUAGCUCCAAGCAGCAAUGUUGGCCGGCGGCAGUAGUGGUGACAGCACUGAAUACGGACCCACCUUGCGGCGUCUGCCAGCAACCAGCGAGGAGACAGCAGGCAGGCAGCAGCACCGUCUCUCGGUUGGCACAACGCCCAAGCGGCCCCAAUCCCACCACCAGCGUCCUGGUCCGAUGACAGCUAGCACCAGUAGCGGAGCCAGCGGAAACGGUCACCAGAGCAGUGCCUCGGGAGUUGCCUCAACAAAGGGGGGGAACAACGGGGAAAGGGGAGCCAUGACAACGGUAACAGCAGGAGCCUCCUCCACAGGUAAGGCUACGGUCAGUCAGGGUCAUGGCCAUGUCCGUGGAGGUGGAGCUGCAGCAGCACGCAGCACUGCUGUUGGAGCCGGUAACCGUUCCCAUGUGGACGUGGGCUUUGUGGGCGGCAUUGAAACCUAUUUGGGCCUCAUCGGUUGGCGAAAGAAGUGCCUCUACACGCUGCUCCUGCUCCUGAUGCUGCUGAUUAUCACCAACCUGGUGCUCACCCUCUGGAUACUCAAAGUGAUGGAGUUCUCCACGGAGGGCAUGGGACAGCUGAAAAUCGUACCUGGCGGCAUACAAGUGUCGGGCCAGGCCAUAAUUAUGGACAUGCUGCGUGCCUCUACCAUACGUUCGCGGCAUGGUCAUCCCAUAUCCAUAGAAUCAUCACGUAAUUUUUCAAUCAAUACACGUGACCCGAAUGGUUUGAUAGAGAAUCAUUUAUUUCUGGGACACGACAAGUUCGAGUGCCUCUCCGCGGGAUUUCGCAUCAACGACACCAAUGGCCGUAGCCUGUUCUCGGUGAACCGGAAUGAGGUAACCAUUGGUGCCCAUGCCUUGAGGAUCGACGGCGAGGGUGGUGCAGUCUUUCGGGAGUCGGUCCAAACGCCGCAUGUCCGCGCAGAGCCAGGACGAGAGCUCAGACUCGAAUCGCCCACCCGGCAAUUGGAGAUGACGGCGGCCAAGGACAUUAAUUUGCAGUCGCGGGCUGGUGGCAUUGAAGUGGUAGCCCUCGAGGAUGUCAAAUUCCGAGCUCUAGAUGGAAGCCUCCGCUUGGAGUCCUCCAAGAUCCUAAUGCCCAACCUGCGUACAGCCCAGCCACCCAUUUUGGGCACUGCCCAGAGCCGGGAUCAUAUGCAUCGGGUCUUCCAGCUGUGCGCCUGCUCGAAUGGCAAGCUCUUCCUGGCGGCUCCCCACUCGAUUUGUGCCGGCGAUGACUCUACGGUUUGCAGAUGAUUCCAGGACCAAGGCUUCGGGCAAGGAAGGAGGUUCUAAGGAGUACAUGUUGAAUUAUUUAUACGCUAAAUGUAACAUAGGGAAUAUAACUAACUAACUUAGAGGCACACACACAUAUGUAUGGAUAACCCAGAGAAUUCGAAGAACAAAAUCAAGAGCUUCUUAGACACUUGGAUGUUGUGUACUAGUAAAUAUAAAUACUAAAUCCACACAGAGACAUAGGCAUUAACCUCAUAGAAGAAUAAACUAAAUGCAGAUCAGAUACCCCAUAAACCUAUACAGAACCAGUAACAGUAACAUAAUGUAUAUAAAACCAUAUAGGCUCUCGUGUAGAUAAUAUCGCAAGGAUCAUUAUGUAAUGGCAUAUCUAUGUUAGUCCAUAAACCCAUUAAAUAUACCACAAAAAACACCUAAACGAAGACAAUGAAAUAUCAUCAAAUGAAUCGCAAGAGCUAUAACACUCACACGAAUGCAAUAUGAAUAUCAGAAUGAAUAUUGAGAAAUAAAAUAUGAAUAAAUGAUA
Messenger RNA from Drosophila kikkawai, 2271 nucleotides. It is a transcript of the gene Scgdelta, whose product is annotated as sarcoglycan delta. NCBI's taxonomy places the organism in Eukaryota, Metazoa, Arthropoda, Insecta, Diptera, Drosophilidae. Gene Ontology annotation, biological process: heart contraction. Gene Ontology annotation, cellular component: sarcoglycan complex; membrane. The record is from RefSeq and is a predicted model, not a curated record.